Molecule: messenger RNA, 773 nt
Organism: Daphnia pulicaria
Lineage: Eukaryota; Metazoa; Arthropoda; Branchiopoda; Diplostraca; Daphniidae
Gene: mRpS18B
Product: 28S ribosomal protein S18b, mitochondrial-like
Exons: 4
Coding region: 108-740 (210 amino acids)
Biological process (GO): mitochondrial translation
Cellular component (GO): mitochondrion; ribosome
Molecular function (GO): structural constituent of ribosome
Source: RefSeq, a predicted model, not a curated record
AGUGGAGAGAACUUGAAAGUCGUCUGCUGGCUCGUGGGUUUAGAAGUCAAUGAUAAUUUCAAACACUUUUUUUUACUAAACAAUAGUAGAUUUUUCACGUUUAAAUAAUGACUGCCAGAAUUGUUUUGAGUCGGUGUUUUAGCCGCCUUACUUUGAAGCAGUCAGUUUUCACGGUGCCCUCUAAAUAUGUCAGCAAUUUGCCUAUGUUAUUGAAGACUGAAGGAAUCCAACUAUCGUUCGCUCGAAGCUUUGCAGAAACAACCAGUGAUGAAGGAUCAACUAAUUUGAAUCCCGAAGAACUUAUUGUUGAUGAAAAAAAUGCUUCGAAAAUGCGUAAUAGAGCAAUUCCUGUAGAAACUAGUAUGAAGUAUUUAAAGAGCAAAGGAUACUCAACUACCUAUGGGGGAGAUCCUGUCUGGGUGAGAUAUCGUAGAAAUUUCAAGGGUCAGUUUGCUCCAAGAACGAGAAAAACUUGCAUUAGGCAAGACAAACUAGCUACUGGCAAUCCAUGUCCAAUCUGCAGGGAUGAAUACUUGAUACUUGAUUACAGAAAUGUUGAACUAUUGAAGCAAUUUAUUUCACCAUUUAAUGGGGCUAUUCUGCCAACUGAAAAAACUGGCUUAUGUCAAACGAAGCAAAGGGAAUUGCUUGUAGCAAUUCUAAAAGCGAAAGAUUAUGGUCUUAUCACAUUUGAUGUUCCAAUUCGUGAAUACGAUUAUUCUGAUUACCAUAAGUCAUAAUUGAAAUUUAAUACAGUAGUAGUUAAAGUUGAA